GAUGCGGCGACGGUGGCGACAAGGCCUCUGGAGUUCGGAGCCCGAGGGCCUUUGCAGGGGUCGAUGGCGGCAGCGCAUUUCAGUUCGCGAAGGUGCUUAGUGAUUGUCGCGGCAUGCAAUCGAUGUUUGUACACCAGCCCCUCGUCGACAUCGACGUUGGUCUAGUGAUGAAGCGCGCGCGGCACCUCCACGAUCGUACCAUCGCCUCUGGGCGCUCCGUCUACAUCGGCACGACGAGCGACCCUUCAUGGCGAUGGAAUGGAGGAUGGGGGUGGCGAGGAAACGACCGAAGCUUCAUGCGCGGGCACAAGCUCAGCUACGAUGAGAUGCAAGUGGUCGCGUCCUUCCCCGACAAACAAUGCGGAGAGGUUGAGAAGCAUGUGAUCGCGCACUUCCCCCGUGCUGACAACAAGGUCGCGUCGCCGCAGGGGCUUGCG
Prorocentrum cordatum is the source of this 437-nucleotide messenger RNA. The record is from the annotation of a GenBank genome assembly. NCBI's taxonomy places the organism in Eukaryota, Dinophyceae, Prorocentrales, Prorocentraceae.